Exophiala bonariae is the source of this 2571-nucleotide messenger RNA. RefSeq lists its product as uncharacterized. The coding region runs from base 1 to 2571 and encodes 856 amino acids. The record is from RefSeq and is a predicted model, not a curated record. The transcript has a single exon. Gene Ontology annotation, molecular function: mRNA binding. Gene Ontology annotation, biological process: mRNA splicing, via spliceosome. Gene Ontology annotation, cellular component: cytoplasmic stress granule. Lineage: Eukaryota; Fungi; Ascomycota; Eurotiomycetes; Chaetothyriales; Herpotrichiellaceae.
AUGCUUGCCGCAAUGCAGACUCAAGACGUGUUUGGAGGAGUUGGAGGUCGAUAUGGGCAGUCCAAGUUUGCCCCGGAAAACACUGGUUUCAGUCACGGUGCAUACAAUACAAAUCACGCUCCUUUCCACCCUUUCCCUGACCGGAAUGGUCGAAAGCCUACCAUUCCCUCAAUAGCCACCGCAGGCAAGGACCAGCACAUCUACCUCCCCAACGAGCAGACCCCGAGUGGAGAUUACAGCAUGAACUUUACACCAUUGCUGCCUUCUCAGCUGCUUCUCGGCAGCCCUUUUCAACCUGGCUCCCCAGGUUCUUUUGCUUCUCCUCAAUUCCCAAGCUUCAAUCGUUUCACGCCUGGUACCAAUGCCUUGCAUCACCAGACUCAGCAAUAUCAACAGAACCAGCAGGCCCAGCUGGCCAGUCCUACCCAAGCCAAUGCAAACCCAAUGUCCCCUCAGACGUAUCAAGCCGUCAUGUCACCUGAUACAUACACGGCAGCUUCUCCUACAGGCUUUUCAGGUCUCGGCGGUGCUGCCUUUGGACACUAUCAGCCUAUGGUGGGCAUGCAAGGCACGUGGAUGGGCAGCACGAGUCGUACGGUCUACUUGGGCAACAUUCCUGCUGAUACUCCUGCCGAGGAGAUUCUCAACCAUGUUCGCAGUGGCCAGAUCGAAUCUGUCCGCCUCCUUCCCGAGAAGAACUGCGCCUUUAUUUCCUUCCUUGACAGCAGCUCUGCCACCCAUUUUCAUUCCGAUGCGAUUUUGAAAAAGCUCGCGAUCAAGGGAAACGAUAUCAAGAUUGGUUGGGGGAAACCAUCCCAGGUACCCACUUCUGUUGCUCUCGCUGUUCAACAGUCGGGUGCUUCCCGCAAUGUUUACCUAGGAAACCUCCCUGAAGAGACAGGAGAGCAGGAGCUGAGAGAGGAGCUGGGCAAGUUCGGCCCGGUUGACACCAUCAAAUUGGUCCGUGAAAAGGCGAUUGCGUUUGUCCAUUUCCUCUCCAUCGGACAUGCUGUCAAGGCGGUGUCUCAGCUCCCACAAGACCCCAAAUGGGGACCACCUCGUCGCGUGUAUUAUGGCAAGGAUCGAUGUGCCUAUGUUUCCAAGACUCAGCAACAGAAUGCCGCACAGUACCUGGGAAUCGCCCCUGGUUAUGCCCAUGUUCUCAACGGAGCUGAUCGGGAUUUGAUAUCCAACGCUCUGGCCCAGCAAUCAGUAGCUGCCGCUGCCGUGGCUACAACUGCUGGCGGAGUCAACAAUCUCGGGAAUCGUACUGUGUACUUGGGCAACAUCCACCCCGAGACGACCAUUGAGGAGAUCUGCAAUGUUGUUCGAGGCGGACUCCUCCACCACAUUCGCUACAUUCCCGACAAGCAUAUCUGCUUUGUGACGUUCAUUGACCCCACCUCGGCGGCAUCGUUCUACGCCCUCAGCAAUCUUCAAGGCCUGAUGAUUCACAACCGAAGAUUGAAAAUUGGAUGGGGCAAACAUUCGGGUGCUUUGCCACCUGCCAUUGCUUUGGCUGUGAGUGGAGGAGCCUCGCGCAAUGUGUACGUGGGUAACCUUGACGAAAGUUGGACCGAGGAGAGACUCAGGCAAGACUUUUCCGAAUAUGGUGAGAUUGAGUUGGUCAACACUUUACGAGAGAAAAGCUGUGCCUUUGUCAACUUCACCAACAUUGCGAAUGCUAUCAAGGCCAUUGAAGCGGUACGUUCACGGGACGAGUAUAAGCGAUUCAAGAUCAAUUUUGGCAAGGAUCGAUGUGGCAAUCCCCCGCGUCAAAACUUGAAUACAGCCAACGGAAACAAUGGACGCAUGCCUGGUACUCUCGACGGUGCUGGCUCUCCCGUCACCAUGAAUGGGUUUGAACAUGCUGUGUCUCAGACUGGCUCUAGUCCAACCAGAUCGACCAUUCCUUUGGGACCCAAAGCCGCCAUGAAUGGACAACCCCAACCUCUUCGUCAACAGACCAUGCCGACCACUCCUUCGGCCAUUCUGAAUGCUGGGAACAACAAUCCAUUGACCAUGUAUUUGACCCAUGUGUCUCAACAGCAACAAGCCCAGGCCGAGCAGGAUCUACGUGACGACAACAUGUCGUUUGCUACACUGCAACAGCAACAGAACCAGGCGUUGGCCAAUCAGCAAGCGGCACUUUACGGAGAGAUGCCCAAUGGCCACAGUGGAUUGGACAGCGCAACUCACACUCAUGUGCCCCGCCAAAGCAGCAUCAGUGGUGGAUUUGGAACCGGGCAAUUGAGCAAUGGUGCAUCCACGACGGUGGGAGGCCUUUUGGCCCCUACCAAUACCGGUCUAGGUGCGAGCAGAAGUGCACAUUCUCGAGCAGUGUCCCUACCUGCCUUCUCACAAGAGUUGUUCGGUACUGGACAGUCGACACAACCUGGACCAUCGUCAUCUCGAGCAUUUGGUGGACACGCCUCGCAGGGAAGCUUUGGCGGGUUUGGGUCAGCGUUUGGCACUGGAUUUGGUACCAGUGGCUACAACGGAUUGGGGCUCUCGAGUGACAGCCGAGGUGGGCUGUCUGGAUGGGCAGAAGAGGAAAUUGGCGCCAAAUAA